Molecule: messenger RNA, 710 nt
Organism: Aplosporella prunicola CBS 121167
Lineage: Eukaryota; Fungi; Ascomycota; Dothideomycetes; Botryosphaeriales; Aplosporellaceae
Exons: 1
Source: RefSeq, a predicted model, not a curated record
GAUUCUUGCCACCAGAGAGAGUAGGUAUCGUGGGCACUACCACCGCUCCAUCUUUUCCGUCAAGUUAACACAGCUAACGCCGAAGAGACGGCAGUGACGAGAAGAAGAAGAAGAAGAAGAAGAAGAAGAAGGAAAGGCACUGAAACCACGCGCACACAGACACUAAGAGUAAGAAACCGAAGACCAUACACCAGCGACGAGACGACCACGGACAUAAAACCUACGCUCAAGACAUUUUGGGAGUUGAGACAAAUGAACAACCGACACCCCCUCUCCUGAGUCCUGCCUCUACAGCCUAUAGGCUACGCCCUCAUCCCCACAUCCGCAGUCUACAGUCCCCUCCAUCACCACCCACUCACCUCCCGCCACCCUACCCAACCCUACCCAUCCCACAACCACAAGCAUAAUACCGCAUGAGCUAUUUCCCCCCACCCGCCCUUCAUCCACCACAAAAACAAAACAAAACAAAACAAACAAGCAAACAACCCCCCUCCCCCGCCCUCUACCCUCACAAUGCAAAGCCAAAGCCAACCAACAAGGCGGUAAAGCCCCAAGCUCAUCAAGGGAGCAGGGCUCACAUCCCGCAUCCCGCGGGGCUGAGCAGCAGCAGCGGCGGCUCUAACUAUAGGUAACUACUAGCUACGCACGCACUGUACGCUACACGCACGCCCGGGCGGCACAGCCGACAGGCACAGCCGACAGGCGCGGCU